AUGGGGCCCGCACCUCCGGGGUCAGUCCCACAGGAUGAGUACUUCUGCCACGGACACGGCCGCAGUCCCACUGAGCUGAAGGCCGCGGCUGCUCCCAGGACACCCCGGCUCCUUGCGUCCAGGACCAAGGGGCCGGGAGUGACCCGACCACCAGGAGAAGGCAGGGUCUGGGAAGAGAAGCCCACGGGUGCCCUGCGAGCAGGGUUCCAGGGCCUGACCCUGCUUCGGGGGCCCGGCCUGGACACAUGCCUGGCUGCCGGCUGGGAUACUCCCUUCGCACAGGGUGCCCUGUGCCAGGACUGCCUUCAGCGGGUCUGUGAGCCCGGGACAGGCCUGCCGGUCUCGGCAGGAACGCCAGGCCAGGACAGGCCCUGUGCCCUUGGCAGUUGGGCCACGCCCCCUAUUUGGUUGGCAGUGACCUUGGGCCAGGUAGGAGCCUCUUUGGACUCUGCCCAGGUGAGACAGGAGCAGGGUUGUGGAGUGGAGACCUUGGGAAGGCAGCUGGACAGAGGGGUCUGGAGCUCGGGAGAGAAGACCACGGGAGGCGGCAGUCUUGGCUCUGCCCCAUCGGGCAGCUGCGGAAGGAUCCCACUCACCUCCUCGGGGCAGAGGCCAGCGGCAGGAGGAGCUUGGGGACAGCAGGUGGCUCCCGGAUUGGUCAGCGCCCCAGCCAGGAGCAGCACCGCCCUCUCAAUCUGUCAGCCUGAUUACCUCCGCCCAGGGCGCCUCCACCCUCCGCCGAAGGGGGGCGGCAGGCGGAACCUGACCUGCACACUCGCCCGGGGCCACCCCAGCCCUGUCCCCUGCCGGGGAAACCGCUGGAGCCGGGAGGAACCCCCCACCCCCACCCCGCCACCGCCCACCCCCGCCUCCCCGGGCCGCAUCUCCCACGUCCCUGCCGGUAACCUCGACCCUCGCCCACCAGGGAGGGCGGCCGGCCCGGGGCUCAGACUGCCCGGUCCGGGCGAGCCAGAGCGCGGAGCUCCCGGCCGCUUCCGGCUCCACCGGCGCCUUGCCCCCCACGCCCGCCCCCGCCUCCCGGACCCGAGCUCAGCGCCCGUCGAAGGAGCUUCGGUCUCUACUCCCUGGCCUGCCCGGGUCUGGCCCAGGCCUGGGUGUCCCACCUGCCCGCGCGGCGCCCCGGCGCUCCGAACGCAGUCUCUCGGCUCGCGGCUGGGCCCGCGCCACCCGAAUUUAAACCGGCCGCGGCCCCGCCCUCAUCUGGGGGCGGCGGCCCGGGGUGGGGGGCGCGCCCCGAAUCCGGGUGGGGCGGGCGGGUACCCAGAACCCGGCGGGGGCCAGGGCGGCGCCCCGGGCGCGCCCCUCGGUAGGCUGGCCACCCGUGAGCACCCCUGGUGAGGAAUGGCCCCGAAUUGCAGGGGGGCGGCUGCCCUCUCCCUCCUGCCCCUUUGACCCCUUCCCCAGAGUCCCGGUGAGGGAGCGGAGGUGGGCACAGGGUGCUGGGGGAGGGGUCCAUCCCCGCCCCUCUCAGCGGGUUCAGUGGACUUUGUAAAGGAAAUGCACACCUGACCGGCGGUUUCACUUUCCAAAACGACUGUAUUGCGGGAGGGCCAGUCGGGAGGGGUUCGCACAGCUCCUCUGCUCACAUGUGUGUGGGGGUGUGGGGCGGGGUGCGCACUGCUGGCCACCUGCUGGGUCUGCUCAGUCAGGGGGGUUGGGGGAUCAGCUCCCCCCACUGCUGCUUAGGUCCUGGGUGUGCUGAGCCAGGGUUCCGCAGGGGCUCCCCUCCGUGUGCCCCUUGGAAGAACUGGGGUUUCUGUGUCCCCAGCAGGUUCCCCUGUCUGGAAGAGAUGGCCAGACUUCACCACCCCGCCUGAGGAGCCUCCCCCUGGGCUCAGAGGAGGUCCCGGGUGCAUCCCAGUGCUCCUGGCCCUCCUCUCAGACGCCCACCCUGACACCGUGAGGCAGUGGCUGCUAGAGGUGUUGGGGAUAGAGGCCCAGAACCUUGGGGGCACCACCUUGGUGCCUCCCACCAAAGCAGAGCCCGAGGCUCUCUCCCAUCCCCCAGUCCCUGCCUCGAGGGCUCAGUCUCUCUACCCCCCUAGCCCUUAUCUUUGCUUGGUUCAUUUUUUUUUUAUUUUGUUUUUAAAUGUUUUAUUUAUUUUUAAGACAGAGAGAGACAGAGCAUGAGUGGGGAUGGGGCAGAGAGAGGGAGACACAGAAUCCGAAGCAGGCUCCAGGCUCUGAGCUGUCAGCACAGGGCCUGACGCAGGUCUCCAAACUCACGAACUGUGAGAUCGUGACCUGAGCCGAAGUCGGACGCUUAACCGACUGAGCCACCCGGGCACCCCUGCCUGGUUCAUUCUUGACCACGUACUUGAACAGGGCCACCCUGACAGUCACCGAAAGUGUACCUGGAGACGCCCGUGCAGGUGCAGGCAUUUCUGGGGUGGAGGGUUCUGGGGUCCACCCCCGUGGCUCUGCCCUCACCCCCGCCUACCAGGCCCACACUCCCACCUGCUCACCAAGGCUCCCUGGCCCCCGGGGGCUGGCCUCUGGCCACCUGUGUGCCCUGGUGCACAUCCACCCAUCCACACUUGACGUUCUGUGUGGCUGCCGCUGGCCACCGGGGAGCCCCGACCCCCAAGGGUAGUGAGCUCCGGCAGGGGCCCGUGUCCAGCAAGGGGCGCUGGCCCAGCUGCAUCUCUGCCCGCGAGGCCCCAGGACACCGUCCGCGAUGGCCCGCUGGGAAGCGUGGCUGUGCUGGCUGUGGCUUGUGGCCCAGAAAGUGCCUCAGAGUCACUCCUGCCCACGGCCAAGCCGUGCAGGCAGCAUCGCCACCGGGCCGCGAAACCCAGGCGCGUGCCAGCCCCUCUCGUGGGAAGGAGGACAAAGGCUGGCCCUGCCCCCGCCGUGCCCACUGGUCCUCUCCCGGUGUCUCCAGUUUCUUGCAGGAGCCUCCAGGUGUAAUCAGUUAAGAUGGGGCCUCCUGAAGUCCCGACUGCCGUCCUCACGAAAAGGGGAUUUUGGACAGACGCACAGAGGGAAGAUACCACCUGCAAACUAAGGCAGGGGGCCUGGAGCAGACCCUUCCCUUGUACCCUUCAAAAGGAAUCAACCCUGCCCAUGGCUGGACCGUGGGCUUCCAGACUCCAGAACUCCUGUGCAAACGGAGAUAGUCCCCAGUUGUGAGAACCAAACCUGGCAGAGCAAGUGAAGACGGGGUCUGGGACUUCGGCACAGGGGGAGACCUGGAAGCCGCUCCUUGAGGUCCCGCUGCCCCUGUGCUACAGGACAGAUGAAGGGGGUGAGGGGAAGGUGCGGCCAGGGUGGACCCAUCUGGUGACUCCCAGGCUGGGCAUUGAGGGUGGAUUAAACUAGGCGAGAUGCCUGACCUGUACUUCAGAAUUAAAUUUCUUUGCAUCUUGCUCCAAA
Molecule: messenger RNA, 3396 nt
Organism: Felis catus (domestic cat)
Lineage: Eukaryota; Metazoa; Chordata; Mammalia; Carnivora; Felidae
Product: translation initiation factor IF-2-like
Exons: 9
Coding region: 1-1359 (452 amino acids)
Source: RefSeq, a predicted model, not a curated record